CCGCCCUCGGAGGCGGGACUUCCGGCGUUGCAUGGACUUGGCCAGUGCUAGGAGUCGCGGGUGUAGGCAGAUGUCGGCGUUGCGGCACGUCGUGUGCUCCCUGUCUGGUGGUGUCGACAGCGCCGUGGCUGCGCUUCUGUUGCGGCGGAGGGGUUACCAGGUAACAGGGGUGUUUAUGAAGAACUGGGACUCGCUGAAUGAGCAAGGUGUCUGUGCUGCUGACAAGGACUGCGAAGAUGCUUAUAAAGUUUGUCAGAUCUUAGACAUCCCUUUCCAUCAGGUGUCCUAUGUGAAGGAGUAUUGGAACGAUGUGUUCAGUGACUUUUUGAAUGAGUAUGAGAAAGGAAGGACUCCCAACCCCGACAUCAUCUGCAAUAAACACAUCAAGUUCAGCUGCUUUUAUCAUUAUGCUGUGGACAAUCUUGGAGCAGAUGCCGUUGCCACUGGCCACUAUGCCAGGACCUCACUGGAGGAUGAGGAAGUCUUUGAGCAGAAACACACUAAGAGACCAGAGGGGUUGUUCAGAAAUCGAUUUGAAGUCAGAAAUCCCGUAAAGCUUCUCCAAGCAGCUGACAGCUUUAAAGACCAGACCUUCUUUCUCAGCCAGGUUUCCCAAGAUGCCCUGAGAAGAACCAUCUUCCCCCUCGGGGAAUUAACAAAAGAUUUUGUAAAGAAAAUAGCUGCGGAGAAUAGACUUCAUCAUGUGCUUCAGAAGAAAGAGAGCAUGGGCAUCUGCUUCAUUGGUAAAAGAAACUUCGAGCAUUUCAUUCUUCAAUAUUUGCAGCCUCGGCCUGGAAAGUUUAUUUCUAUUGAGGAUAACACAGUUCUGGGAACACAUAAAGGUUGGUUCCUGUAUACUUUGGGCCAGAGAGCUAACAUCGGCGGCUUGAGAGAGCCCUGGUACGUGGUGGAGAAGGAUGGCACCAAGGGUGACGUGCUUGUGGUGAGUGAGGCUCCCCGGGUAGACCACCCAGCUCUGUACAGGGACUUGCUCAGGACCAACCGUGUACACUGGAUUGCUGAGGAACCACCUGCUGCCUUGGUCAGAGACAAGAUGAUGGAGUGCCAUUUCCGAUUCCGCCACCAGAUGGCACUAGUCCCCUGUGUGCUGACGCUCAAUCAGGAUGGCACUGUGUGGGUGACGGCUGUGAAGGCUGUGAGGGGCCUUGCCCUAGGUCAGUUCGCAGUGUUCUACAAGGGUGAGGAGUGCCUGGGCAGUGGGAAAAUCCUGCGCUUAGGGCCGUCUGCCUACACACUCCAGAAGGGCAAGAACAAAACCAGAGUGACUUCUGAGGUCUCCAGUGACAGCCCAGGCCUGCACCCCACAUCCUGACAAAUGCCAGGCUGUUAGGUGGUAGUAGAGCAGAGUCUGGAGCAGGUUGGUCAGUGAUGGGCUUGGUGCUGCCGGAGUCAGUGGUCUGGCUGGCGGCAGAGCCAGGGCAGCCUGAGGAAGGAGUGUUUCUACACUAGUGCUCCAGUAAACCAGAAGAAUAUGCUAGCUGCUGGUUCUGCCUCGAGGGCCCUGCAGCAGCUGCCCUUCCACAGCGCCCAGAGGAGGCCCUCCGCAGUGGGUGAGGGCUGCGCAGGAGCAGCAUCAAAUAAAACUGUCAAAAGUUUAAGCACUGUGUCUGGGGCUUGCUGGAGGCCUGAGUGGGCUGCUGCAGCUGUGCUCCUUACACUGGGCCUCCAACUAGGUGGCACAGCGGGUAUUUGGAGAGCGGUAGCCUCACACCCGCCUUCCUGGGGCCUGAGCUCUCUCCAAAGAGAAGGCAGGGUAGUCUGUACUAGGUCUUUCCUUGUCUGGAUUCUGACGUGAGAGAUAACCCUGUCCUUGGCAGUGCCCACACCAGGUGGAAGCCAGUGUUUUCCUGCCAGGUUGGCACUGGUUUGAAGUAAACACAUGUCACUCUAGAAGUACACAAGACUAUGUGAGGAAACACACACCAGAAGAUGACCUUUAGCUGGAGGUAUGCAUGGGUUUCAGGCCCAAGAUGGCUCCUUGUGCAGCAACAUCAGGUGGAUGCCUUGGGGAACAGGACCUGUGGGCCAAAGGGAAAGGGGUGCCUGCUACUCUGUUACCAGUUUUUCCCAAGGGUAGCACCACUGGGCAGUUGCAUGAGACAAUACAGGGGACAGUACCGGGGACUGAGUCUUGGAAACUCAACUUUCUGGACAGGAAUCAAGAUAAAGGACCUAAGAGGU
Molecule: messenger RNA, 2202 nt
Organism: Acomys russatus (golden spiny mouse)
Lineage: Eukaryota; Metazoa; Chordata; Mammalia; Rodentia; Muridae
Gene: Trmu
Product: tRNA mitochondrial 2-thiouridylase
Exons: 11
Coding region: 32-1333 (433 amino acids)
Biological process (GO): tRNA wobble position uridine thiolation
Cellular component (GO): mitochondrion
Molecular function (GO): sulfurtransferase activity
Source: RefSeq, a predicted model, not a curated record